Molecule: messenger RNA, 3982 nt
Organism: Ruditapes philippinarum (Manila clam)
Lineage: Eukaryota; Metazoa; Mollusca; Bivalvia; Venerida; Veneridae
Exons: 7
Coding region: 1064-2560 (498 amino acids)
Biological process (GO): hemocyte migration
Cellular component (GO): membrane
Molecular function (GO): growth factor activity
Source: RefSeq, a predicted model, not a curated record
CUAUCAUUUUAACUAGUUACUCAGCAAACCAAUGUUUUCUCUGCACGUGGCCUUACAAGUUUUUCAUGUUUCAUACCUCUGAAAUAAGAUAUAAUUUAUCUUGUAUCGUAAUUCAAUGUCAUGUACUGCCAGUUAUGCAGUAGACUGCACUAGAGGUUUAACACGGCCAUGAUACUGUACAUCUUACAUUAUUUAAAACAAAACGCAUACUAACUAUACGAUAAUAGGGCUGUUACACUAACGGAAUAGUUAAAGACGAGAGGAAUACGUCCCCGCGGUUCAACUUCACUGUGACAUUCACAUUUACGGAUAACAAAUGUUAAAAUGUAAUAUGUGAGUGUUUUAUAUAUUUGCAUGUUUGCAAUGAUACUUUCCAUUCACUACAGUGAGUUUUACACAGAACGACACGAGGAUUUACUAUAUCAAUAUAGUAAUAAUACUCGACUUAACGCGGAAGCUUUACAACCGUUUAGAAUAAACAUUAAAUUGAAUUAAAUAGCAUUGUGAAAUAUUUAAGAGUUAUUUUCAUUCAUUUCUAAGUUAUUUUGUGUUAAACACGGAAUUAUUUAUAUGCAAAUUUAUAAGAAUGAGUCUAACGUGAAAUGAAAAGACUAAAUUUAUUGUCACAUAAUUGUAACUUAUUUUAAACACAUGGGCGUAUUCAGGCCGGUACGAUAUAAUCACUGUUGAAACAUUGACACAGUUCUUAUAUUAAAGAGAUUUCACUUAAAAAAUUUAAAACUGCUUUUUUUAUCUUGUUGUGUGUCCAUACAUAAAAUGUCAAAAAUAUUUUAACAUUUGUUAAGUGCUUUUCAACAUACUGUUUUAAAUAUUACUAUAUCAAGUUGUACAAUUUGUCGUCACAUUGUUUUACCGACAUUCUUAUACUUGUGAGAUAUUAUUUUUCAUUUCUGUGAGAGAUGUUAGAAAUGUAAAAGAACGUUCUAUUUAAAUGUUUUUGUCAAAAAAGUCUUGGAUAUUGUGACUGACUUUGACAGUGAUAUGUGAAAAACGAAAGCGAGGAAAAAGUUCUCAUUUUCGACGUCUCUGUAGUGUGCCGGAAAUGAUAGAGACAGAUGUUGGAUCGUUAAAACUUAAAUCUCACACUGUGAAAUAUUUCAACUUUAAAAAACAAAUGAAACAAGUGCCGACCACUGCGCCAGAUUUUUACUACGUGCCGAGAGAUAGUGGAAGUGAAAACAAAUAUAUGGACAUAUCAAACGUGUCGCCCAGUCAUUUAGUAAAUAUGCAGUCAGAAGAAAACGAGGAAUCAAUGAAAAAUGAUGAUGAGGAAUAUGUAAAGGACAAAAGAGCAAGCUGUGUCUGUAAGUGCCACUGCAGACGAAAUUAUCAAAGAAAUGGACUUACUAGGAAAUCUAAAUUGAAAUCCGCAAAGCUCACCAGACAUUUCAGUAAGGAUAAAUUAAGUAACAUUACGCAACGGCAGAAAAAUACAAUUGGAUUAAUUAAAGUAAACAAUACAUCAAAGGAGUUUAGAACUCGCUUAAAAAGUGAACAUUAUUCGGAUAGGGAAGAUAAAGGGUUAGGUGACGGUCACAAGGGAUAUAUAAACUUGCUGUGUCUACACGUAAAGAAAAAUAUGGCAAAAUUAUUGUGUCACUGUGUAAUAUUGUUAUUAUUGUGCCUAUGUGGAGUCGUUAUGGUGCAUCAUAAUAUUGGCGAGACAAAAAACACAUUAAUACACAAUGUUGGAGGAUAUAAACACAAACAAAACAGUUAUAUUACAACACCUGAAUCUUCAAUUCUAUUGGAUAUCCCGUUUAGAAGUGUAUCAGAAGACGAUUUUGAAAAGCAUUUAGCUAAAUCAAAAAGUGCCGCUGAAAUGUUAAAGAUAUUCUUCAGUGAUUCUAGUUUGACUGACGAACAAGUGAAUUCCAUAAUGUACAUGAAAAAUAAGUACGGGUCAAGAAGUCUAGAUACGAGUUUAAUGAGGGAUGCCGAAUAUAACAAUAGGGAGAUUGCCUAUCAGCAUUAUCUAGAAUUUGAGAGAAGCAAGCUGGCGGACUGCAGUGAACCUAAACCGGAAAUUGUGCGUAUAGAAGACACAUAUUCUGACUCGAUACGGUAUUAUCUCCCUUCUUGUACCGUUGUUCACCGGUGUAGUAAUACCACGGCUUGCUGUCCGCGUGGCUAUGUGUGCGCACCAAAGAAAGAAAAUGGAAUAGAAGUAAUAGACAGAUUCUUUAUGGUGCUAGAAAAAAAUCCUGAUACGAACGAUCUUCACCCAGCAAAAGAUCUUGUGGCGGCAAAAUCUGUUAUCAAUCAUACAGCAUGUGAGUGCCAAAAAGUAGAUGUUAAUACAAAUUGCCGUAAAGAUUGCCCGGCACAGUUUACCAAACGGCGACCAGGCGCUGACUGUGAAUGUAUAUGCUCACCCGGACAUAGAAAAUGCCAUAAAAUACAUAAAGGUUUAUUACCCUUAGAUGAGAAAGAUUUAGAAUGCAUUAAAGAGGAGAGAUGUAUAUUACCCUCGUGUCAUUCUGGAGAGUUCAGUAUCUUCACAGGAUUUUGUCCUCACUUCCGGCGACAUCGUGGGUGAUGAGAAUCUAGCAAUCAGGAAACGGAGAAAUGUUUUUCAUGUGAUAUUCAUUUUGAUAUUAAGGAUUAGGGACCCUAAUGAACAUGUAUUUGGGCUGCCAUAUUGGUAUUUUUAGAUAAAGAUGUCACGGCUAAGGUGACAAAAAUGUACUAAAAUAGGUAUUUCGAAAGUUGCCAAAAGAAAGCGGGGAGCUUUUGGUUAAAUAUGAUAUUACCCGAAACUACUCGAUAACUACCGAUCAUUAGGGUUCGUGAUCCUUUAUGUUAUUUUUACAAAGACUUCAUUCGAAUAACAUACUCGAUUUGAACGAGAAAAUUAACAGAACAGACACACGUCAUGUAGGACUUAUUUAUAAUCAUCUAGGAACUCACACGGUCCAACAUUGUUUAUAUUCUGACGGAUGUUUGUUUGUUAUACAAACAAUGCUCAUGUUGUUGAAGCAGAAACAUUAUGUCAUUAGCGGAUGUGAAGUGAUUGAAAUAGUGCUAUCGACUCAAAAUAAUCAUUAACUGGGUGUGUUUCAAAUGUUUCAAUAAAAGGAAGCACGAAAACAAAUAGUCAAGUAAAGUAGAAUUUUGAUGGUGAAACUAAAGUAACGCACAACUGGACUCAUGGCAUGGUCUUGAAAAAUGGAACAAUUUGCUACAGGGUUGAAUUGAUGCCAUACAGUUGGAUAUGAAAAUAACUGAUGAAUGACGUUAUAAUAAUCAGAUUAACAGAGAACAUUCAAAAUCACACGAGAUUGUUACAAAUCUGUAGCUGUAUUGCUCAGGAUAUAUUUUUACUAUAAGUAGGUUUUGUGACAAAGCUAAAAGUGAUAUUCAAAAGAUAAAAUUGUUAUUAGGCAGGGUGGGGUGGGGGUAAUUUCAUGUUUCAUACCCUGGAUAAAUCAACAUAGCAUAAUAAAUGAUUAAAUUGAACAAGAAUGUAGUUUGGUUCAAAAAAAGCGCCCAACAUUAAUCAUAAUAUGCUUUAGAAAAAAGUUCAAAAAAGGAGCAACACGAACUUGUCUUCAAUAUUUAUCACUAAUUUUGUUUGAAGAAUGUGCCAAUUUGUUUAUGAUCAAAGACGAGUUUCAUGGUAUAAAGAUUUUACUAACAGUUAUAGAAUGUAAAAGCUUUGAUCAACUUUACCUUCGUAUUUAUCAGUUAUAUUAUAUGUUUGCCAUUAGUUUCAAAGAAUUAUAAUUAUAUAUGUGGAACUAUGACGUGUACGAAGAGACUAUAUAACUACUUUAAAGGGUUUACAUAAUUCCUGUGAUAUCAGCGUCGAAUCAACGAGAGGGCAUUUUCUGCUCUUAUACAACAAAAUGAUUUUGAUAUGUUUACUUGUACAUUUACAAAAAUGACUUGUACUUACAUGUAUAAGAAAUUGUACGAUCAUGUAUCAUGAUGACAGAAUUAUAUGUAUAUUUGGCAAGAA